AAAUCAAUAACAAAUGUCACAACUUUUCAUUGCAAAAUAACAAAGAAAAAUCGAACUGCACACUUUUACCAUUCGCGCUGUGCUUGGCAUAAAAACAAGUAAAUGCCGUCAAGCUAGAUGUUUGUUAAGUGAUUAUUUCGAACAAGCGUGGUCACUAGUGAUAUUUGUUUAUCGAGUAAUUGCAUCACCUAUUGGCCGAGCAGCACACGCGAAACGUGUGAGAGUCCCCCUGGUCCCAACAUGAAUAUCAAAAUGCCGGAUUUUGAUAUGAAGAAGUUUGUAAAAGGUGCUGGUUCUACGCUGUCGCGAGUAGUGCAGCUGACCGAAGAGAAACUUGGAACGUCGGAGAAAACCGAGAUGGAUGCCCGCUUCGAGCACCUGAGCGAACGCUCCGACUCCGCGAAGCUGUGGACGGAAAAGAUCAUGCGUGAUACGGAGGCAGCGCUCAUACCGAAUCCGGCCAAUCGAAUGGAAGAUUUUAUAUUUGAGAAAAUCGAAAAACAAAAACCCAAACGCCUGAGCAAUCUGGAGUACCUGGGCCUGGAUAUGAUCGAAGGUGGCGGUGAGUUUGGGCAGGAUGGUCCGUACGGAAGUGCACUGAUCAAGGUGGGGCAGGCGGAACAGAAGCUCGGGUCUUGCGAACGUGAUUUCAUCGGUUCUGCUGGGGUGUGUUACAUUCAGCCGUUGAAAAAAUUCUUAGAAGGUGAAAUGAAAACCAUCACCAAAGAGAAGGGCGUGCUGGAGAGUAAACGCCUGGAUUUGGACGCAUGCAAAAAUCGGGUCCGCAAAGCGCGCAGCAUGAUUGGCCAGCAAGCGAAGGAUGGGAUAUCGCCAGAAGUGACAUUAGAACAGGCCGAACGUGAUCUGCGAGUGGCACAGUCCGAGUUUGACCGGCAGGCCGAAAUAACGAAGCUACUGCUGGAAGGAAUCAGCACCACGCAGGCUACCCAUCUGCGCUACCUGCACUCAUUCGUUGAAGCGCAGGUGCGAUAUUAUGGCCAGUGCAAUAAAAUCAUGUCCGACUUGCAGCGGGAACUGGUCAGUCUUGGUGGCCCGCAGCCUUACGUUCCGGUGUCUGGAUACGAGGAGGACGAUGCGCUUGCCGGGCGGGUAAACAACAUUGAUUUGGGCGCCAACGCAGGAUACCGGCGCGCUCGCGUACUGUGCUCGUACGACGCCAAAGACGGCACCGAACUGAAUCUCACAUCGAACGAGGUUAUAUUUGUCUGCGAGUGUAACCCACCAAACAGUGAUUACAUGAAUGGAAAGCAGGGGCUGCUUAAGGGACUUGUACCAAAAGCGUUCCUCGAGAUGCUAGACGACGAUUAAAUUAUAUAAGCUUGUCGCUGGAAUUGAGUUAACAUUUGCCACGACAUGUAUGGGCGGUUUUGUUUUGUGUCUUAAGCCAGGCAAGCGUCACAUUGCUUUGUUUUGCUAGUUAUUGGUAGGUUAAAAAUUGUUCUCUUGCCAACGCUUUUGUCAAUGACAUUGAUUUAUCGAUUAACACCCGAACAUGAAUUUAUAGCACGUUGUAACGAGUGUAAGGAGUUGAGUGAGAGUUGGUGAUAUACGUAAGAAGUAGGAAGAUUUUCUUGAUUUGUUAGUUCUCCGUUUCGCAGAUUGAUUUUCCAAAUGUUGGUUGUGUUACGUUCAUGUUGCAUGUGAAGGCUCUUGUGUACCGUCGUGCAAGUCCGUGCACUAAUCUCCAUAUACAAACAUAAGUACGCUAGCUGUAACGGUUUUCCUAAUUCUGUUUUACUCAUCAACGAAUCUAGGAACAGGAAAAUCUCCAUCUAAGUACGCUCAUGGAGCGCAUGCUACGAAUGCUAAAAUAUGCUCAGUUGUUGUUUCCGCCCUAAGCUUCCCACUUACAUUUAAUCUUAAAAAUAUGAGUGUGUGUUUGUGUGCGCGUGCGUGUGUGGUCAAUUAUUAGGAGACAAUUUACAUUACCUUUUGAAGCAUACUCAACCGUUUAACCAAAGCGAGGUUAGUUGUCUGUCCGAAGACGCUUUUCCUAGUUAAUAAUGCAUUCCUUUUAACGAUCGAUCAACGACAAAACGAGAGCGGCCUGGGAAGAGUUCAGUACCGGGUCGAAAUCGAACCUUUAAAAUGAACAUUUGCUUGAAUCGUUGUUACGAGGAGCGUUAGAAUAUUCAUCAACCAACAAAAUUUAUCAACCAGCGUUGUGCACCGUUUGGAACAAUCUAAACAAACAAACAAAAGAAAUACUCCUCUAUUAGCACAGCUAACCAAUUCUUCCACCCUUUUUACCAACGAAACCCGUUGCACGUAUAGUCUCGCUUCACGAAUUCAAAACCUACUCAAUAAUCUUACCAGAAGCUAAUUUACAUAACAAUUGUUGCUACUUGGAGGUAAAACACUACGCUCUUAAGGGUAAGGUGCGAGAUAAUAAACAAUUUCGCGUGUCGCCGCGUUAGAUUGUAAGCAGGAAAAAGACGUUACUGUGGCCGAGGAUAACAAACAAAACAAACAACACACAAGUUUGGGCGAAGAUCGAAAUGCGCUUUACACAAUAAAAACCGUAGGAUAUGAAUAAAGUCAAUUUCGCGAUUGAUAUUAUUGUUGACAUAUUAGGUAUAUUUAUGCGUGUUGGAUUGGAUGGUGGUGGUGCCGACUGGCCGCUACACAACACAGACAUACAUUGCAAAGUUACUAAUUGAUAACAAUAAAGGAAAGUUAUGCAUAACAUAAUUCAUGUUUAAAUAAAGCGAACGAUAAACAAUGA
Molecule: messenger RNA, 2746 nt
Organism: Anopheles stephensi (Asian malaria mosquito)
Lineage: Eukaryota; Metazoa; Arthropoda; Insecta; Diptera; Culicidae
Gene: EndoB
Product: endophilin-B1
Exons: 7
Coding region: 241-1329 (362 amino acids)
Cellular component (GO): cytoplasm
Molecular function (GO): protein binding
Source: RefSeq, a predicted model, not a curated record